AUGCAGCAACUAUUCCAUGAAAAUUAUGAACACAACAGAAAAGGAUAUAUUCAAGAUUUGCACAACAGCAAAAUUCAUACAGCUAUAACAUUGCACCCUAAUAAAAGACCAGCCUACCAGUACCGACUGCAUAAUUAUAUACUAAGCCGGAAGAUUUCUGAACUGCGCUUUCACACCAUCCAGCUACACAGGGAAAGUGUUGUGAUGAGCAAGCUCAGUAACACAGAGAUAAGCAAACUAGACCAGCAGCUUGGUAUGAUGCCAUCUUUCAAUAGAUUUCAGCCACGAGAAAGGAGCGAAGUAAUUGAAUGGGAGUUUCUCACAGGAAAACAUAUUUAUUCAAUGUCUGCAAAUGCUCCACCAUGCCAGAGUCUAAAUAACCUUCUCAAGGUGUCUUUGGAUGACACAGUGAUGCAAGUGAUGGAAAUGAUCAAUGAGAAUUCCAAAUCAAGAGGAAGGUUAAUCGAUUUCAAAGAAAUCCAGUAUGGGUACCGGAGGAUCCAUCCUAUGUAUGGAGUGGAAUAUAUAUUAGAUUUGUUGCUGUUAUAUAAAAGGCAUAAAGGAAGAAAGCUAACUGUUCCGGUAAGGAGGCACGCAUACCUACAACAAUCAUUUAGCAAGCCAUUUUUCAAAGAGGAAGAAGAGUUGGAUGUGCAGAGUUUUCUCCAGAGCAUCAAUAGUGAUACUCAGUCCUUUUCAUUUUUUUCCAGUUCUUUGAAAAUGUUUUCUGCCCUUCACGUGACUAAAGAAAUGAAAGAAAACAUCAACAAAAAAAUACACUUCCUUGUCCCUCUCACCGGAAGGUACGAUAUCUUUACAAGGUUUAUGGAAAACUAUGAGAAAGUCUGCCUGAUUCCAAAGCAGAAUGUGAAGCUGCUGAUUAUUUUAUUUAGCUCUGAAAAAGACUCGGACUCCAAUAAGCACAUGGAACUCAUGGCUGAAUACCAAACUAAAUACCCACAAGCAGAAAUGUCAAUCAUGAAAAUGUCAGGAUCCUUUUCCAGGGGGUUGAGCCUUGAAAAGGGCUCUGCUCAGUUUGACAAUGACACACUGCUGCUGUUUUGUGAUGUAGAUUUAAUCUUUACAUCAGAUUUUCUACAGCGAUGUCGAGACAACACUGUGCAAGGACAGCAAGUAUAUUACCCUAUUGUAUUCAGUCAAUAUGAUCCAAAAGUAGUUUACGGAGGAAAUCCUCCCACAGACAGCAACUUUGUUUUUACAAAGAAAACCGGCUUUUGGAGGGACUACGGUUUUGGAAUUACUUGUAUUUAUAAAAGUGAUCUGCUACAAGUUGGCGGGUUUGAUACCUCUAUUCAAGGUUGGGGAUUAGAAGAUGUGGAUCUCUUUACUAAAGUUUUGUCUUCAGGGCUGAAGGCCUUUCGUAGUCAAGAAACAGGGGUAGUUCAUGUGUUUCAUCCUGUCCAAUGUGACCCUAAUUUAAACCCUAAACAAUAUAAAAUGUGCUUGGGUUCUAAAGCAAGUACAUUUGCAUCUGCUGCUCAGUUAGCAGAAAUAUGGUUAGAGAAACAUUUAGGUUUUGGCUAUAACCGAACUCACUCCUGA
Molecule: messenger RNA, 1563 nt
Organism: Staurois parvus
Lineage: Eukaryota; Metazoa; Chordata; Amphibia; Anura; Ranidae
Source: the annotation of a GenBank genome assembly